Messenger RNA from Aspergillus calidoustus, 7846 nucleotides. NCBI's taxonomy places the organism in Eukaryota, Fungi, Ascomycota, Eurotiomycetes, Eurotiales, Aspergillaceae. The record is from the annotation of a GenBank genome assembly.
UCCCUGUUGGCAUGGUUGCUGCCUGAGGCUACCGUCACGUGUCUGCUUUCUAGAUAGCUUCGUCUUCCGCUAGCUAGCCCCUACGAAUCGACACACAUCUCUUUGAUUCCCACGAUGUCUCCUUUCUCCAACGGCCUUCAUACCGAUAUCCCCUACUCUCUUAAUAAAGUCGUCCAUGGCACGAAUGGCAGAUGUUGACCUGAUGCCUCAGGCUCUAAAUCACGUCCGGAUGGUUUACUCCGCUCUCGUUGCUCCUGCUGUAAAUGCACAACCAUCUUAACAAAAUCACCUUUCUCGCCUGCUUCAGCCCACUGUGACUAAAUUACAAGAAAUGGCUGCGGUUCGGAAAUCUGUGAACGGAAGUUUUCAUGAAAUCUGGAAACACAACAAGGCUGACAAAGGGUGGUCCUGGUUUCUUGACCAAAGCAGUUAUUAAGUACUCUGAAGCCCGGCAGUCGCACCGAUUUGAGCCAAAUAAUCUUCCUUUCUACUGCAUCCCUGAGAAGCAAGAGGAAUGACGAAAAUGAUAAGAGCCCAUCAGACAGCACUGAUGCGGGCCCGCGUGGACAAGCUGUGGAGGUCUCCCAGGCACUCCAGUGAGCUCUUGAAACAGGGCACGAGCGCCGCAUCCGAGGGUCGCCUUCAGCUGAACCGGACCCGCGCAGCAAUCUACCUGCGUCUGCGGAUUAUUUGAACUAUUCUGAUAAUCAUCAAAAACGAAUAUGGAUAAAUCAACGGCUGUCUCAAUGACUACCGUGAAUCAUUCAGCCUGACUUUCUCUUCGUUCAAGCAUCUCAACACUCGUUCCGCACUAUUCAACAACCGGAAAGGGGAUUGACGAUAUACUUCCCCCCUCAGAAAAUGGUCGCCGGUUACCCAGACCAUGCGGUCGCCGUCAUCGGCAUGGCCUGCAAGUUCCCCGGCGCCGACUCUCUGGAUGAGUACUGGCAACUUCUGGACGAAGGCAGGUCCAUGUGCGAACCGGCAUCUAAAGAUCGCUUUGCUACGACAGAAAGUCGACGGCACCAGGAGAAAUCCAUUUACAACGCCAACUGGAUUUCAGACAUCGACGCCUUUGACCACAAGUUCUUCCGCAAGUCGAGUCGUGAAGCUGCCUCGAUGGACCCCCAGCAACGCCUAUUGCUACAGGUGGCCUAUCACGCUCUCGAAUCCUCGGGGUAUUUUGGCCCGGUUGAGCCGCGCACAGAUGUGGGCUGCUAUGUCGGUGUUUGCGCAUCUGAUUACAAUGACAAUGUGGCAGCACAUCCGCCAAAUGCAUUCUCAACACUGGGAACCCUUCGCGCCUUCUUGACGGGGAAGAUCAGUCACUACUUUGGCUGGACGGGCCCCUCUGUGUCCGUUGAUACAGCGUGCUCAUCUUCUAUGGUGGCUAUUGAUGCUGCCUGCAACGCGAUUGUGCUUGGGAACUGUUACAGCGCCGUCGCGGGCGGCGUUUCUCUCUUCACGAGUCCGUAUUUCUUCCAGAACCUGUCUGGAGCUUCAUUCUUGAGCCCAACAGGACCAACCAAGUCAUUUGACGCGGACGCAGAUGGAUACUGCCGUGGAGAGGGCAUUGGCCUGGUGGUGUUGAAAAAGUUGUCGAAUGCGUUGGCCGACAACGACAACAUCCAAGGCGUGAUCUUAUCCACUGCCGUAGCUCAGAGCAGUAAUCUAGUUCCGAUCACUGUGCCAUACAGCCCUUCGCAGACCUCUCUAUACCGCAGAGUUCUCAAGCAAGCGAAUGUAUCUCCAGAAGAAGUGACCUACCUGGAAGCCCACGGCACUGGGACGAGGAUCGGCGAUCCACAAGAAUAUGAAGGCAUUCGCGAGGUAUUCGGCUGCCAAGGACGACGUCAGGAGCCCUUUCACUUUGCUUCGGUGAAGGGUAACAUUGGCCACACAGAAGGUGCAUCAGGCGUGGCUGGCCUUAUCAAAACAUUAUUGAUGAUGAAGCGAGGUGUUAUACCCAGACAGGGCAGCUUCAAACAGCUUAACCCGAAGAUCGCCCUGGAACCGAACCUGCUCAUUCCUACAUCCUCCGUGCCGUGGACUGCAAAGACAUUCAUUGCUUGCGUCAACAACUACGGCGCCGGCGGCAGCAUCGCAGCCGUGGUAGUCAAGGAAGCUCCCAAAUUGUCCGCACAGAGGAGAGCUUCUUCGCUGGCUUCGCUGGCUUCGCCGGCCCGCUAUCCUGUUUUUCUUUCCGCACAUUCCCCUCAAAGACUCAGUGAGCUAGCUUCGCGACUGCGCACGUACAUCAACCAGCUGCCCCCCUUAUCAAGCAGGAACGCCCUGGCGGAUUUCGCGUUCAACCUAGCUGAUCAACAAAACCGAUCCCUACCAAAUAUCGUGGCAACUAGCGUGUCCAGCAUGUCCGAACUUGAUGACCAGCUGCGCAUCGUGUCAUCUGUGCCGGACUCUGCUCCAGCGCAGACGGCUGUGACUAACUCCAAGCCGAUUGUGCUCGCAUUUGGCGGCCAGACCAACCGAUCUGUCGGCCUCAACCCGGCCGUGACGGAGGCCUCGGGACUGUUUCGGUCUUAUCUCGAUGAAUGUGAUCGGAUUCUGAAAUCACUUGGUAGCAACAGCAUCUACCCGGGCAUUUACGAGUCCAACCCCCGCGAUGAUAUUGUCGGUCUUCAGACAAUGCAGUUCGCCCUGCAGUAUGCCUCCGCCAAAACCUGGAUGGACUCUGGCCUGCGCGUUGACUGCAUCGUGGGCCACUCAUUCGGCCAGCUGGUUGGAAUGACUGUUGCAGGUAUCCUCACCCUCGAGGACGGUCUGAAGCUGGUUCACGGCCGCGCUGCUCUGAUGCAACAGGAGUGGGGAUCCGAGCGCGGAGAAAUGGUUGCACUAGACGCCGAUCUUAAGACGACGCAGGAUCUAAUCAUCGCAAACUCCUCACCAAACGACAGGCUGGAGAUUGCAUGCUUCAACGGACCAAAGAGCCACGUGGUGGUUGGCUCCAACGCCGCCAUCGACGGGCUAAUUAACAAACUUCGGCUUUCCUCGGCAGUCAAGUAUAAGAAGCUGAACGUAACACAUGGCUUCCAUUCUCGCUUCACCGACGAUAUUCUACCGGCUCUCGAAUCUCUGGCCGGGACCCUAACUUAUUGUUCCCCACGGAUCCCUCUUGAGACCUGCUCAGAUGGCUCAUCAUGGCCCGCCCCCACGCCGCAGCUGAUUGCUCAGCAUACCCGAAUUCCAGUAUAUUUAGGCCAGGCUAUCAGCCGCAUCGUACAUCGCCUUGGCUCAUGUAUCUGGCUCGAGGCAGGAUCCAAUUCAUCCAUCACAAGCAUGGCGCGCCGUGCCGUGGGCGACGACGUACACAGCCACACUUUUAUCCCCCUCAAUCUUAGUAGCCCCAGCGCUAUUGGGUCUUUGGUUGAUGCCACAGUUCAACUAUGGCGCAAUGGCCACAACCGUGUUCAGUUCUGGCCAUUCCAUCGUGUCGAGAGAGCCGCCUACACUCCGCUCAACCUGCCGCCUUUUCCGUUCGAGAAGACUAGGCACUGGUUGUAUUGGGUGGAGGAAAAGCCUGCCACUGGCCCAGUCUCCACCACGGACGACACGGACAACAGAGACAAGGAUAUCCAAAACAAUCAACUCCUUUUCUCUCCCACGUGGCUUAGCGCUGACCGGCAGACUGCUAGGAUUCGCGUCAAUCCCCGCAGCGAUGAAUGGCAGAGAGUAGUCCAAGGCCAUGCUGUCCUUAACAAUCCUCUCUGUCCUGCGCCACUCUACAUUGAGCUGGUCGCCCGAGCGGUCAAAAUUCUGGGAAUUGGUGACGUGUCCGCGUUUCACUCUCUCGAGAUUGUUGCACCUUUGGGAUUGAGCCAGGAUACGGAUUUGGCUCUGCAGCUGGAUCAGCAAGCCAACAACAACAACAGUUGGUCAUUCUCCUUUGUCUCACAACCGCUCAAGGGACCACGACAACAGGAGCCAGCUGUGCACGCAACUGGAGCUGUCACCAUUGCCAACGACAACAAUCAUACAAAGGCCGAGUUUGACCGGACUGCGCGACUGCUUCCCUAUAGCCGGAUCAAGGAACUUCUUUCCCAGGCCGAUGGCGAGGCCAUGCAUGGUGCUCUCGUCUACAAGGUGUUUAACCGGGUUGUCCAAUACGACGACUAUUACAAGGGAGUCUCGCGUGUUGUGGCUAAAUCUGGCCAAGUUGCCGCCGACGUCGUGCUUCACAAUCCCCCGUUGCCAUGGGCUGCAGAACAGGUCUGUAACCCUCUGGCCUUGGAUAACUUCUUGCAGGUGGCUGGACUGCACGCCAACAGUCUCAGAGACUGCGCGGAUACGGAUGUAUAUGUUUGCACCAAGGUUGAUCGACUAUCAAUAAGCCCGAAGUUCUCUGCUUCGUCAUCACAGCCCGGGCAUGGGUGCUGGGGGGUAUUCUCAAAUCUGAAUGUUGUCAACGACAAGCAGGUUGAGAAUGAUGUCUACGUCUUUGAUGCUACAACCGGAGAGCUCGUUUUGAUGGUCGUCGGCGCUCACUUCAGCAGAGUUCUCAUCACAUCGCUUAGCAGGGUGCUGUCGAGAGCUAAUUCCUCGACUACGUCUACCACCGCAGCAGCAGCAACGUCCACAACCACUACAACCAACUCCGCGGCAGGACUAUCCAAUCCCGAGGCGGCGGCAUUUUCGGAGACACCUUUUGCUGCUCCUCAACCUCCUGCAGCGCCGUCCUCUACUCCCGCAAAAGCCCGGGCGGUCCGAAAACAAAAGACGCCGGGUAUCGAAAAGGAACUUCGACAGCUUCUUUCCAAAAUCACAGACGUUCCCGAGCAGGAAUUUCGCAGCCAAGCGACACUGGAAGAUCUGGGCAUUGAUUCCUUGAUGAUCACGGAAAUUGUCUCUGAGAUUAGCACAACCUUUGGCAUCAACAUUCCGCAGGAAGAUCUGCAAGAUCUAGUGACUUUCGGAUCUCUGAGCGCCUACCUUGCCCGUCGGGGCGCUCGCGGAAAUAGAGCCGAUGAAGAAGAGGGGAAUUUUGAAGAGGACGAUUCGCAAAGCCAGGCGCCUCUUCCCAAUAUCGCGGUCGCGGGUCCCAAGGCAGCCCGCCCAGACUCUCUCAGAGACGAAAACCUUCGGUUGCAGUUGGCCCAGUUGGUCGCCAGCCACUUGGAGGUUCCGGCCAGCAACUUCAUUCGAACAACAAACCUCGCUGAUCAAGGUCUUGACUCACUUCUCUGCAUGGAACUUGCGAGCGAUAUUGAGCGAUCCUUUGGUGCGAGGAUUGACGUGACGCUACUCACCACAGAGUCCACCUUUGGUGACCUAGCCGACAUGGUUUUUGGAACGGGCAGUGGGGCAGAAAGGCUUUCAUCCUCAUUGCCAUCCAGCUCAGGAACCGGGAGCUUGGGGACUUCUACCCCAGGUACCGAAACUGACUAUGAGCGGAUCUCACUCCCAGACAGUGGGUGCAAUCCUCAGCUGGCUUUUGAAAAGAUCCAGUUCGACUAUGACCUGUAUGCAACGGAAACGGGAUUCAUAGGGUUCUGGAAGAAUGUCUACCCCACACAGGCGCAACUUGUACUUGCUUACGUUGUUGAGACCUUCCGUGACCUGGGUUGCCCACUAGAUGCGAUCCAGCCAGGGCAAAUUAUCCCACUACUGCCCGUCUUGCCCAAACACGACCGUCUCCGUGGUGUGCUAUAUGAAGUCCUGCGAGACGGCCAGAUCGUUGACUACACGGGCAAGGAGUAUAUCCGCACUGAAAAGCCCCUUGACGCGGCAACCUCCGCAGAAAUCUACUCAGAGAUCAUCCGUGCUCACCCACAACACGCCAAGGAGCACGAGUUACUCCAUCUGUGUGGCUCAAUCAUGUCAAAGCUUGUCAGCGGGGAGCGGGACCCCCUUCAACUUCUCUUCGGAACCAAAAAGAACAAGGAGCUGUUGGAAGAGGUGUACAGCAACGGGCCAAUGUAUCGGGCCAUGAGUCAGUUACUGGCGAAGUUCCUCCAACAGGCCCUGAGUAAUCGUUCAAUGCCCGUUCGGAUCCUGGAACUAGGCGCGGGGACAGGCUCGACAACCAAAUGGGUAGUCGACAUCCUCGUACGCUCCGGGAUUCCAUUCAGUUAUACCUUUACCGACAUAUCGCCAUCGCUGGUGGCCGCUGGAAGACGAAAGUUUUCCAAAUAUGAUUGUAUGGAGUUCCAGGUGUUGGACAUAGAAAAGGACAUCCCUCAGAAAUUCGUCCAGUCAUUUGAUACGAUCCUCUCGACGAACUGCAUCCACGCCACGAGUAACUUGCCCAACUCCCUCGGCCAUAUCUACCAGAUGCUACGACCUGGUGGAUUUGUGUCUCUGGUCGAGUUUACCAAGAACAUGUUCUGGUUCGAUCUUGUCUUUGGCCUCUUGGAAGGUUGGUGGUUGUUCAACGAUGGUCGUCAGCACGUUCUUGCCGAUGAAGCCUUUUGGGAGCGGUGCAUGCGGAACGUUGGGUUCCAGCACGUGGCCAUGACCGAGGGCCCGAGCCUGGAGUCCAACACCGUGCGGAUCAUCACUGGCUUCACUAACAAGGCGGCUGAACCGCCUGUCACAGCGUCAUGGAUUGAGAGGAAGAAGGAGGAAACAGAGAUGGAGACUGUAUCAUUCAACGCCACUCCAGAUGGGGUGAUUCUGCGUGCGGAUAUCUACUAUCCGUCAUCAAGUUCAAUGGCGGGCGCCGCGGGGUUAUCCUCGCCAAAGAAAUGGCCUGUUGCCCUGCUAAUCCACGGCGGCGGACAUGUCAUGCUUUCGAGAAAAGAUAUUCGAACAAAGCAAGUCCAACAUCUCAUCCGCCAUGGCAUUCUUCCUGUCAGUGUAGACUACCGACUAUGUCCCGAGAUCAAUAUUGUUGACGGCCCAAUGCGUGAUGUCCGGGAUGCUUUUGUCUGGGCGCGAACACAGCUGUCGUCUUUGAAGCUGCAUGCGUCGCCCUACUUACGGAUUGAUGAUAGCCGUGUCGCCGUGGUUGGCUGGUCCACUGGUGGCACGUUGGCUCUGACGCUAGGAUGGACACCCGACGUCAAGGCUCCAGAUGCGAUCCUUUCGUUUUACUGUCCGACUGACUAUGAAGAUCCCUGCUGGCAAGCACCCAACUUCCCGAACAAGUCCGAGGCUGAAGCCCAGAAUGGUGAUUAUGACCUUCUGGAGGGAGUGUAUGAUCAACCUAUCACAAGCUACAACGUCCCGCCCUCGAAGCGGGCAACCGGGGGAUGGAUGUGCCCGUCAGACCCCCGAUCUCGAAUCAUCCUUCACAUGAACUGGCGCGGUCAGAUGCUCCCAGUCCUUGCCAACGGCCUCCCGUCCAAGGCCACCGCCCGCCAACUACCUGCCGAGGAGCAACGGCAAUUAGCGCGUCUCCCGCAACCAUCCCCCGAACAGAUCGCCAGGUUCAGCCCUCUUGCUCACGUCGUCCGGGGCGAGGUCCGGUCGCCAACGUAUCUGGUGCACGGGAUGGAAGACGACCUGAUCCCGUGGCAGCAGUCGCAGCGGACAUACGAGGCACUUGUUGCGGCUGGAGUGGAUGCUGGGAUCUCGGUGCUGGAGGGACAGCCGCAUCUCUUUGAUCUGUUUAGUGAUGGGGAUGGGAAGAAGUGGGAGCGGAUAGUGGAGGCUUUUGAUUUUGUUUUCCGGCACCUGGGUGUUGCGUUGAAGGAAUAGAUGGAUGGGUAGCUGCGUUAUGGCGGAUAGCUAGGCUCAUUCAACCUUUAGUAACUGUCUUUGGAUACUAUCUCGCUCCUUGGACGGCACCACAAGUCAACUAUUGAUAUUGAAAGGAUGAUAGAUUAUGUCCUUUGUACCAAGUAACCUAGCUAUUAUUCAAUCCAAUUCAAUUCAUUUCAACUCAAGU